CUAUCCCAACGCUCUCUUCCGCAGAAUACUAAAAGCUCGGUAUACAUCAACGUCGUCGGGCUUUUGACUUCGGCGCUGGCUGCCAAAUUGCCGACCACCGACUCCCAUCGGCCCUUGCAUUUCAGGUGACUUCUCACGGCUUGAAUGGAACACGCGGCUGUCCCAAAAUAAUAAACUAAGCAUCAAUUUAAUCCGACAGAAAUUGCACUUCCCUGCGCUAGCCCCGAAUGCCGGAAGUUGCUCUCUGAUUAAUAUCUCUCUUGUGUUUUUAAGCUUUAUCUAGUACUGCCCACCAACAGUAGCCUUGAUAAAGGCAAUUGUGAAAUAUACAAGUACGCCUGUUUCACGGGUAUUUCUUCAACCUCUUCUCGUUAUAACAUCUUCCAUCGCAAGGGGACGCCUGUGCUGGCAUCGACAUCUGUAUACGUCCAACUGCUGUUGUCCAAGACGAGCUUUCCACCAGUCUCCAGUUCCAGCCACGAAGUGGGCGAUACACGGUCUGUCCCGAAUUAGCCAUCACCGGUCAACGGCUUCCAGCGAGCGCGCUCAGACUUGUGCACGCCUGCCUUUCCUGUAUUCCUUUGGUGUCGCCCUUCACUGCCGAAUAUACACCAAAACGCACGCUUAGAACAGUCAUACUUCUACAUUAUGCACUUUGACGAACCUAUAUCACCACGCUCGCAACCUUCCAAUCUCCCUGGAUUCCUCCCUGGAUUCGAAUCUCGCAGAGCCUUCAGCUUGCCUUCCAUCACCAUGCCUUUCAACAACUACGGUAAUAACAACGCUCCUCUCCUCCCGCUGACCCGUCACUCCUUCUCUGGUCAUUCCUCACGGCGCUCAGCUGCGCGAAGACUAUCAUACGGCAUCAAGAACCGGGCAUCUCAAUAUCCCUAUUCCGUCACUAUUGGUGGUAUCCUCACCCUCGCCCUCUUCUUCUUUGUCUACACUAGUCCUGGCUCCGAUCUUGGUCGGUACAAUUCUGCCGCUUCAAGAUUACACAUUAGGACCCCCAAUGAAGAUAUAUUACCCCUACCCACAUCAGAACGCGUGAUACACCGUCCAGAUUCAAAAAUGGACAACGGCGUCAUGCUUUUAACAGUAGACGAAAACGAGUUAAUAGCAGAAGACGACUUGUUCUGGGAUACUUAUACCGAAGCCGAACCUCUCUCAGCAGAGGAAGCUGCUGCCGAAGCUGAACUUCAAGCACACAAGCAAAAUGUUCAAGCACAGAAUGUAGCUCAGUCACUAAGGGCGUUGGUCUGGUGGUUGGCUGAAGGUGGAGUUUUGCCGAAUGAUUUCGAGGUGCCGAGCAAGUCGCAUUUGAAGAAGAUUGGGUCAUCGGGCUUUGAAAAGUUGUUAUCAUCGAUUGACGCUGGGGAAGAGGAUGAAAUCAUAUUUGAAGACGGGUGGGCAGACUUUGCGAAUAAAAGGUAUAGAAUCGUCGUUUUCUCCAAGACAUACUGCCCGUACUCUAAGAAUGCCAAAUCCAUUCUUGGCAAGUACCAUCUUUCUCCCGCACCAUUCAUCAUCGAACUUAACCAACGAUCCGAUAUGGAAGCCCUCCAAGGGCUCUUACAACGUUUCACCAACCGCCGAACCGUCCCCAACGUCCUCCUCGACUUUAUCUCUAUUGGCGGUUCCGACGAUAUCACGCUCUUGCAUUCCGAAGGCGGAUUGCAUCGCAAAUUCGAAGAGAUGGGUGCUUUCCCCGGGUUGGUCAGGCGAGCAACAAGCUUGCUGCCUGACUCUGAGGAGAAUAGGAGGGAUGAGUUCGAAGAUCAUGAGGAUCGAUCAUGAAGUGCACGCAAAAAACAACGCACUCAAAAGAGGCCAGCCAGGAAUCAAGAAUCAUUAGGUCCAAAACACUAUUUGGUCGGAUCGUCAUAACGUUGUCAUUAUAGAUUGGUAUUUAUCCCGGGGUGUAGAGUGAGCAUGUGGCGUACGGUUUAGUGGAUCCUGUAUACUGUGCGUGCGAGGUACAAACAUACGAUAAUCUUUAGUUUAGUUCCUCUUUCCAUGUUUCAUUAAGUCUUCACAAUUCGGAGCACAACCCACCAUAUGCAGCAUUAUUACAAGUG
This is a messenger RNA of Cryptococcus deneoformans JEC21, 2078 nucleotides long. RefSeq lists its product as hypothetical. NCBI's taxonomy places the organism in Eukaryota, Fungi, Basidiomycota, Tremellomycetes, Tremellales, Cryptococcaceae. Gene Ontology annotation, cellular component: cytoplasm; Golgi lumen; cis-Golgi network. The transcript has 4 exons. Gene Ontology annotation, molecular function: glutathione disulfide oxidoreductase activity. The coding region runs from base 649 to 1797 and encodes 382 amino acids. Gene Ontology annotation, biological process: cellular response to oxidative stress. The record is from RefSeq and is a predicted model, not a curated record.